AUGUUUCUCUUCAAAAGCCCCGACCCCGACCUGACCAAGGAGGUCGUUGAGUUCCCCUCCAGAAUAAACAACCGCCUCGAGUCGUACGUCACCCGCCUCCUGGAAGAGGUCGGCAUUCCCAGCUUCAUCUGGGGUGAGCCCUACCUCUCCAUUCUGGGCUCCACCACAGGGGCGCUUGUAAGCCUUCCGCUCCCCCGGCUGAUUUACUCACUUCAAUCAAGAGCUUCCCUAAUGGCCAAACUCUGCACCCACCCAUACCCGGACUACCAUUGGCACACGGAUCUCAAAUACUUCGAGCUGCCCAAGAAGCCCGGAGACCUCAUCUUCUUCUCAGGCGGCGUCCACCUAUUCCGCAAGUCCCGAUUGUUUUGGGAAUUCCCCGACCCGCCCCUCGGUGCCCCUCCAAAGGACGACCCUUACUACAUGCUCACCUCAGACCCACGGAUCAAUGAGCGCUACCCAUGUCAUGUCCGCGGCCGCCAGCCCGAGGGGUACUACCCCGUCAAGAUGCCCGUUCCAGCGCGCUACUUCGAAGCAAUGGUCCUGCUGAGAAUGCGGGAUGUGCGUGCCCGGUGGCUGGAUGGGUGUUGGAGUGUCAACAUCUUGUAUCUGCUUGACUCAGACCACAUUCUUCUGCUUAACCUUGACACAGGCGAUAUCAAUGAGCCGUUCCCCGAGUAUGCUAAAAGGCGGAUUUAUGAGGGGUACGAGAAGGAGAAGGGACAUGAAUACAAGUAUUUAUUGGAGAUGUUCCUCGACUACAAACGAAAAGGCAAGCUUCCUCCGCCCGAGAGGCCGCCGAGGGAAGGCGAGCGCUCAUUUGAAGCGCUUCUGCAGCAUUGGAAGGUUCCCUAUGAACAAUCAGACCUGAUUUAUGGGUAG
Molecule: messenger RNA, 882 nt
Organism: Aspergillus mulundensis
Lineage: Eukaryota; Fungi; Ascomycota; Eurotiomycetes; Eurotiales; Aspergillaceae
Exons: 2
Coding region: 1-882 (293 amino acids)
Source: RefSeq, a predicted model, not a curated record